AUGUCCGCCCGCAUCGAUAGUGUUCGCGUCUAUCGGCCAUUCUGGUGGUGCAUGCGUCUCAUGGCGCCCACCUACUUUGGGGCCACGCAACGUCCUGCAAGGAUCUACAUGGUGGCAGUGCAUCUGCUCGUCACCUUGAUGUUUCCGGUGCACUUGCUGGUGAAUCUCGCGCUGCAGCCCACCUCCGCUGAGCUCUUUCAGAACCUCUCCAUUUCGAUGACUUGUGCCGCGUGCAGCCUCAAGCAUGUGGCACAAAUUUAUCAGCUGCACGACAUGCUGGAAAUCGAGCAGCUGCUCAUCGAACUGGAUGGCUAUGUGGAGGCUGAGGCGGAGCAGCAUCGCUACUAUCAGGAUCACCUGCAGCGCCAGGCGAGGCGCUUCACGCGCUGCCUCUAUGCCAGCUUUGGCGUCAUCUAUGCGCUCUUUCUGCUCAAUGUCCUGAUACUGAUUGUCUCCGCGGAUCGGGAGCUGCUUUAUCCCGCUUACUUUCCCUUCGAUUGGCGUGGCAAUGGCUAUCUGUAUGCCUUGGCUCUCGGUUAUCAGAGUGUUGGCAUUUUGCUGGAGGGCUUUCAGGGCAUAUCCAAUGACAGUUAUGGCCCGCUGACGCUUUGCUUUUUGGGCGGACAUGUACACCUUUGGGCGCUGCGCAUGCGAAAAUUGGGCCAUGAAGGGACUGCCUUGGCUGCUAAGAAUCACCAGCAGCUCUGGGCUUACAUAGAACAGCAUAAAGUGCUCAUGAGACUCCACUACCUCACACGCCACAGCAUAAGCGUCGUGCAGCUCGUUCAGCUCGGCAGCUCGGGUGCCAGUCUCUGCCUGAUUGUCUCCUAUGUCCUGUUUUAUGUCAGGGACAUCAUCACGGUGCUCUACUACAUGAUAUUCCUGGCUGUCAUCUGCGUGCAACUCUUUCCCAGCUGCUACUUUGCGAGUGUCGUGGCCGAAGAGAUCUCCAGCCUGCCCUACGCCAUAUUCUCCAGCAAAUGGUAUGAGGCAUCGUCGGAGCAUCGACGGGACUUACUCAUCUUCACGCAACUCACGUUGGGCGGCAGGAGUCGUGUGAUUAAGGCCGGUGGCCUCAUUGAACUCAAUUUGAAUGCCUUUUAUGCCACCCUGAAGACGGCCUACUCCCUCUUUGCGCUCGUUCUGCAGGUGAAAGAUAUCUAG
Drosophila subobscura is the source of this 1164-nucleotide messenger RNA. RefSeq names its product odorant receptor 33c (gene Or33c). The record is from RefSeq and is a predicted model, not a curated record. Lineage: Eukaryota; Metazoa; Arthropoda; Insecta; Diptera; Drosophilidae. Bases 1 to 1164 code for a protein of 387 amino acids. Gene Ontology annotation, molecular function: odorant binding; olfactory receptor activity. The transcript has 2 exons. Gene Ontology annotation, biological process: detection of chemical stimulus involved in sensory perception of smell; sensory perception of smell. Gene Ontology annotation, cellular component: plasma membrane.